AUGUCCUGGUUAAAUCUGUCGUGCGAGGAUGAUUUUGUUUGUCCCAACAGAAGCUCGAACUCGACCGUAGUGCCGCCGUGGAGCAGUUACCAGCACGACACCCCGGUCACCGUUCUGUACAUACUAGUCUACAGUCUGGUCUUCAUCCUCUGUGUGCUCGGUAAUCUCGCAGUUUGCUGCGUGGUGGCCAAAACCAGGCAGCUGCACACCGCUACGUUCUACUUCAUCUUUAACCUGGCUGUCGCGGACCUGCUAGUGGCGUUGUUCUGUAUGCCCUUCACACUAGUGGCGCACAUUCUUGUGGAGUACCAGUUCGGUGACUUUAUGUGCAGGCUGACGGCGCUGAUUCAGGGCUUGUCUGUGGCAGCAUCAGUCUACACACUAACAGCUAUAGCAGCGGACAGAUACAAGGCGAUCCUGUUCCCUCACGAUGGUCCUAUGAACAUGGCGACUAUGAAGAAAGUCUUGGUCGCUAUCUGGAUGGCCGCUCUCGUGAUCAUGGUCCCGCAGGUCUUCGUCAUCCAGGUACGGAACGUCAAGCGCGUGGACCGGUGUACAGAGAUCUGGCCCGACCUGGUGUACAAGAAGGUGUACUCCGUCACGGUGAUUCUGCUCAUCUACAUCCUGCCGCUCAUGGUGAUGACCUUCCUGUACGUCCGCAUCGCCGAGAAGAUCUGGUUCCGGGCCGGGCUGCAGCAGCAGCGGGGCGGCAACAAGAGCGACAGCGUGCGGAGGAGCGAGUUCAUCGGCUCCGUCCCCAAGAGACGGAAACGCGUCAUCAAGAUGCUGAUCGUGGUGGUGACGCUGUUCAUGUUGUCGUUCCUGCCGCUAUAUGUCUGCUGGAUGCUGGAUGAGUUUGGUAACAUGCCCGAGUGGCAAGAAAACGUUGUCCACCACUUCGUGUACCCGUUCGCACACUGGCUCUCCUACUUCAACAGCUGCGUCAACCCCAUCGUGUACGGGCUGUUCAACCGAGACAUCCGCAAGAACGUGGACUGGGGCAGGUUUAGCCUGAUGACGCGCAGCACCAUCAUCACCGACAAAAGCUGUCGGUCCAGGCGGAGGGAGAACCACCAGGCACCGGCUGAUGAACAGGUUUACAACGUGCGACUGCAGAUGGAAACGGCUCUGUAA
Branchiostoma belcheri (Belcher's lancelet) is the source of this 1134-nucleotide messenger RNA. Its product is annotated as neuropeptide FF receptor 2-like. Bases 1 to 1134 code for a protein of 377 amino acids. Gene Ontology annotation, cellular component: membrane. Gene Ontology annotation, molecular function: neuropeptide receptor activity; peptide binding. The record is from RefSeq and is a predicted model, not a curated record. Gene Ontology annotation, biological process: G protein-coupled receptor signaling pathway. The transcript has 3 exons. Lineage: Eukaryota; Metazoa; Chordata; Leptocardii; Amphioxiformes; Branchiostomatidae.